This is a messenger RNA of Camellia sinensis, 3717 nucleotides long. Its product is annotated as protein FAR1-RELATED SEQUENCE 5-like. The record is from RefSeq and is a predicted model, not a curated record. Lineage: Eukaryota; Viridiplantae; Streptophyta; Magnoliopsida; Ericales; Theaceae.
AAGAAAAGAGAGGAGAGGAGAGAGAGAGAGGAACCAGUCGAAGAAGAAUAGGUGAGAGCGACCACCGCUGAGAUCGACCGGUGCUGACACUACCGACCUGGGUGACCACCGACGACCAGCGAAAAACUCUGCCCACCGUUAGUGCUGUUCAUCGACCAGCAAAAUACCACUUCGACGUCAAUCUGGAUUACACAUUGCACUCAUCGUCCGUCCGUCAAUCUCUGAAUCUGGCUUAAUCACCUAAAUCUGCUGGUGCGUUUUUUUAUUUUUUUUCUUCUUAUAAAUUUUUAUUUUUUUUGUUAAGCUUGAAUGUGGGGAUUAGAAGAAUGGUUCUCUAUGUUUAGGUCUAUGUGGGUAGAUGAUUUCAAUUGAAAAAUCUGUUUGGGAGCAUAUUUUAUAUAGACAUAUUUUGUGAUAUACAAUUGAAAAAUCUGUUUGGGAGCAUAUACUUUGUAAUAUACAGACAUAUUUUAUGUUGUACAGAGAAGGAACAAGAAGAUGUCUGUAUAAAAUAGAAGGAACAAGAAGAUGAAGAAUGUGGAAAUAGAGCAUUGCAACUGAUAACUGAUAAUUUAUGUUGUAUGAAAUGUCCAAUAUAAGGACUGUUUACCAUUCAGAAAUUAUUAUAUCUCUAGAAAUGAUCACAUGUUUCAAAAUGACAGCUUCAAGAUGUAACAAUUCUCAGCAAGAGGUAUAUAUGUUAUACAUUUAAAAGCACUAUUUAUUGUUCUGAAUAACAUAUAAUACACAAAUAGCAUAUAAUACACACACAUGCCUACAUUGAUGAAAUCUUGAUGUCUACCUACUCGGUUGCGGUCUCUAGUCAGUUUUGCUGAUUAUUUUUAGAAAUUUCCAACAUCUAUUUGCAUUGUUGUAGGUUUUCAAUUAAUUUUGAAUAAUUAAUACCAAAUCAAUAGAAAUAUGUUUUAUUGGUUUAUGUAUCAAUUAGGAGGGGAUUAUGGAAAAUAAUCUGUGAUGCCUCUAAGUGGUGUUUAACAUCCACUUCAACCUUAUUUAUGUGAAUAUGUGAAUCUGUGAUGUCUGAAUCUAAAUCUAAGUGGUGUUCAACACCACUGAAUUUGAAUAUGAAUCUGUGAAUUUGUGAUAUCUCUAACCUUAUUUAUGAUUUGUUAUGCAUUUCAUUCUGCUGAUUUUAUACAAAUUACAGUAGAGUUUUUCACACAAUGAACAUUGAUUCAAACAAUCCUACAUUGAGUGGGGGUGAGGAAGUUGAGGAAGUAGAGAACAAUCCUUCAUUAAAUGAGAGUAAUGAAAUUGAAGAACCUAAGAAGGGGAUAUGGUUUACCUCAAAGCAAGAAGUGCAUGAGUUUUAUGCAAAAUAUGCUAAAAACCUUGGAUUUGCAAUAACGUACAGAACACAGAAUGUUGGAGCGGAUGGAAAAGUGAAAUACUUUGGAAUUGAAUGUACUCGGGUGCAGAAGAGGACAAAAAAAUCAGAAGUAAACCCCCUGAAACCAUCUUUGUCAUCAAAAAUUGAUUGUAAAGCAAAGGUAAAAGCGACUUUACAACAAGAUGGAAGAUAUAAGUUAACUACAGUGUGCUUGAGCAUACGCAUGAUUUGAUUCUUAGUGAUUCACGGCAUUUUCCAAUGAAUAAGAGGAUUCGUACUCCUGUGAAGAGAAGAUUAGAAAUAAACAAUGAAGCAAGAAUAGGGGUGCCUAGGAAUUUUUAUUCUAUAGUUGUUGAAGCGGGGGGAUAUGAGGCAUUAACAUUCGAUGAACGAGAUACAAGAAACCACAUUGAAAAUGCUCGAAGAUUGAGGCUUGGGGUAAGUGACGUCGAAUCAAUUGCAUUUUAUUUUCAUAGGAUGCAACAAGAAAAUUCAAACUUUUAUUCUGCAAUUGACUUUGAUGUAGAUGGUCGCAUACGAAACUUGUUUUGGGUAGAUGCAAGGAGUAGGGCGGCUUAUAAAGCAUUUGGAGAUGUCUCAUUUGACACCACCUAUCUAACAAACAAGUAUAAUAUGCCGUUUGCUCCAUUUGUAGGAGUUAAUCACCAUGGACAAUCAAUCUUGUUUGGUUGUGGGCUAUUAUGUAACGAGAACACGGAGACAUUUGUUUGGCUAUUCAAAGAAUGGUUAAAUUGCAUGUCAGCCACUCCUCUAAAAGCUGUUAUAACUGACCAGUGCAGAACCAUGCAAAAUGCUAUACAAAUUGUCUUCCCACAAGCUCGACAUCGUUGGUGUUUAUGGCAUAUAGUGAAGAAAAUUCCCGAGAAAUUGAGAAGAUAUUCCCAAUAUGAAGCCAUCAAAUUUGCUUUACAAAAUGCAGUGUAUGAUUCUUUCACAAAAGAUGAAUUUGAUGAGGAAUGGCAAAUGAUGAUUCAAAAGUUUAGUCUCCAUGACAACGAGUGGUUGGCGAUAUUAUAUGGUGAGCGACAUAGGUGGAUUCCUGCCUAUGUGAAAGAUAUAUUUUGGGCUGGCAUGUCAACUACACAACGAAGUAAAAGCAUGAAUGCAUUUUUCAAUGGGUAUGUAAACUCAAAGACUACUUUAAAGCAAUUUGUUGAAUAGUACGACAAUGCAUUGAGAAGUAAGGUGGAGAAGGAGACCAAAGCAGACUUUAAAUCUCGAAACAAAUUGUAUGAUUGCUUAACAGUGUACGAGUUUGAGAAGCAAUUUUGUGCUGCCUACACAAAUGCGAAAUUUAAAGAAGUUCAAGAAGAAUUGAAGCGACUACUGUAUUGUCAUGCGACUCUUGUGAAGGAGGAGGGAUCCAUUUGUACUUAUCAUGUCAAGGAAGCUGUGCUUGUGGGUGAAAAAAUGAAGAAAGUUGAAUUUCUUGUUUACUUUAAUUCAACUGAAUUUGAAAUGCAAUGUGUGUGUCGGUGGUUUGAGUUUAAGGGGAUCAUGUGUGCCCAUUCCCUUAGUGUUCUCAUUGAGAGGUGCAUAUAUGAGGUUCCAGAUAAGUAUAUUAUGCCGAGAUGGAGAAAAGAUUUGGAAAGAGGGUACACAUGUAUUCCAACGACAUACACGAAAUCCGGGGCUGCCCUCAAUGCAAAGGUACAUGAUAACUACCACAAGGCAUCGGAUGAAAUUAUAGAAAUUGUUUCCAACGAUGAUGGUAAACACAAAGUCAUUCAACUUGGGUUGAGAGAAAUGAAUGAAAAAGUAAGAAAAUAUGAAUCUGGUUGUGCGAGUAAUGUGCCACCUUCUACUAGCACUAUCCUACCUUCUAGUAGUAAUGUGCCACCUUCUAGUAGUACUCACAAGGUGCUUAGUCCUUUGGUUGCUCGCUGAAGAGGCCGUCCAUGUACAAAACGGAAGGUGAGCAAGGUGGAUGAAAUAGUGAAUCAAUUGAAGGGAAAGAAUAAAAAGGCACUAAAAGUCCAGGGUCGUAAGAUGGGCCAAGGUGUACCUCGUAAGUUGAAUUUCGGUUGUACGGACGGCAUGGAAGACAAUACCUACGAUCGGGCGUCACAAGCUCAAUCUUACUAUUUUCCUUGUAUGGAUGGGACACAAGAGCGUAUGUAUGUACCGGCACAAGAUGGCGCAUUGCAAAUGGUGGACAAAAUUGGAAGCGCAUCUUUGAGUAAAUCAGGAAUGGCGAAUAUAGAUGGUUCAAGUUUUGUGGACUCGAAUAUAGAUGUGGAUCCCAACGCUCCAUUUUUUUUUAGUUUCGUACUAUGGUAUUUAUCACUUUCGUUUGUAAACUUGGGAUAGUUACUUUUGUGGACUUGAAUAUAGAUGUGGAUCCA